AUGAAAGAAGUCUCAAUAGCCAAUGUUCGUGCCCAUAACAUUAGCCCUUAUUUUUCUUCAGCAUAUUCAUCGGUAAGUUCUUUUUUUAUAGAAAAAUAUUUGCACUUCUUAAUAACUAUUAGUAUUUAAGAAUUGCAAGGAAUUUAUUUCUCUCUUCCUAUUUGAUUUUGAAAUUUUUGUUCGGUUCAGACGAGGUAAAAUGGAACUACAUAUUUUUCGUUAAUUUUUUUAGUUGCCUAAUCACAUUUUCCAUUUUUUUGAAGACUACUGUGACCGCAAGAAAAAAAACAUCUGACUUUUUUUGUUAAUUGAAAAAAAGAUGUUGAAAAAUAGAACAACGAUGCUCUUCUCGAUAUAAAUAACCGUAUAACUCGGAACGAAAGUGGACAAGGACUUUCCUGGCUGGAAAUUCUUUGCGACGACUUUGGACAUCGAAAAGUUGGGUCGACAGCUUUAGAAGAGUUAGUUUUUUCUUUCUUUGGAAGAAUUCCCUUUUAAGGUUUUCUGUUUAAGAAACUCUCUGUAAAGAUUAUGAAAGUGUCGAAAGGCGAGUUAUUGAAUAAUUCUCAAAAAAGAAAUGACUUAUGAUCAAAAAAAUUGAAGUACAGGCAUUUUUUUCACAUCUUCAAUAAACUUUUAAAACUUUUCUUAUUGUCUUCCUAAAGUUUUCAGAAGACUUGUUAGAUCUUUUUCUGUUUUCCAUUUUUUUUUUUUGAAUAACGGAAAUUUCAAAAAUCAGCUCGAUAAAGCUUGAAAAUUAAAGUUUUAGGCCUUUUCUUUUUGAAAUCUUUUUGAAAAAACCACUUUCUUUGUCUAAAGCGCGAUCGACUGGAUCUUGAAGACGUCGCGAGCCGAAGGACUCUCUGCCCAUACGGAGCCAGUGACGGGAAUUCCAAACUGGGUCCGACGCCAUGACCGCGCCUUCGUCCUCAGUGAGGCCUUCAUUCGAUUUUUCAUAUAUUCCAGUAUUUCAGAGCCGCGGAUCCACCGUCUCAACGUGUUGGCCAUCGACGGAUCCCCGCCGGGAACUGUCGAAGGCGAGGUCGUCCUCCUGCGUCAUUACGACGAAAUACCGGUCUGUUUUUGUUCAAUGGUAGAAGAAUAUCAGUAAAAAAAGAAACUCGAGAUUUUAAUCUCGAAAAAUUCGUCAUAUAUUUUUAAAGGUCAAAAAAAUUGACUGCUUUAAAUACCGUGCUUCUAAAGAAAAUCUCCAAAAAAUGAUUCUAAAAAAAUCUCCAAAAAUCGUUAUUUUUUACUGAUAUUUACAGAGAUCAUAAAUUUCGCUGAAGCGAGGCUUUAUGACCAAAGUAUUUUUUAGUUCUAUCAGAAUCGAUAGCUCUCUGCAUUGUGAAACUUGUGGAAUGAGCAAAAAAAACUUCAUUAGAUGAUAUAAAAAAGGGUUGAACUAGGAGGUUUGUAGUUUCACGUUCACGUUUCAUUUUCCUUUUUUGAAAGAUUUCGUUUCAUUUUUUUUAAUUCUAUGGUUUAUAGUUUUGAGUCUAGAAGUACCUGACUUUUUCUACGGUCUGAAGCAUACCGUAGGCAUAACGGAAGGCUCACGGCCCACUUUAAACUUAGAUAGAACUCCUAUCUUCAGACGGCUAACGUCUCUGGAAAAAUCGUCGUUUUCUCACAAGACUGGAAAGGGUAUUCAAGAACAGCCAAGUACCGUAAGAGCGCCGAGAAAUUGGAAAAAAGAGGCGCUAUUGCUGUUCUUGUGAGCAGCGUCACGCCGAACUCUCUCUACACUGCACAUACGGGAGCUGGAGCAAGGGGUUUUUGAUAUUUUGAGAGAAUUUCGUAUCAUAUAAUUCAGGAUCUAAGAUUCCGGCGGCGUCCAUACCACCGGAAGAAGCGCAAAUGAUAGGCCGAUGGUUGAAACGAGGCAUUUCCGUCAGAGUUCGUCUGGACAUCACCUCCACAAACUUGCCUGAGCCGACUUCCUCGCGCAACGUAAUCCUAGAACUGAAAGGUUCGUCUUUAGUUUUUGAACAGCGAAUAUUUAAAAAGGCAUAGGGGCAGUAACGAAAAACGGGGUUUCAGGUGAAAACAGUAUCUUGUAUAGUUUUUCUUUGCGAAUCGAACGGUGUACUCAAAAAAUUACAGAUGUGACUACUUUUGAAGAAAAUUGUUGUAGCAUCAAAGCUGUAGAGCCAAUCACCGAUUUGCAAUUCUUAAGCUUUUCUAGAUAAUCCCCACAUAGAAGCUUUGAACAAGAUAGUUUGAACCAGUCAAAUGGAGCGUUUAAAGGCACAGAGUUGGAAAAGGAAGUGGUCCUUCUGGCAGCACACGUCGACACUUGGGAUGUCGGACAAGGAGCCCUCGACGACGGCGGCGGGAUGGCCGCCAUUCGACAGACUCUUCUGGCCAUCAAGCGCUACAUCGACGAGUCCCCGCAAAAUCGCCUCAAGAGGUAGAUCAGCUCAAUCGAAGCCUCCAUCAACCGAAAAAAGAACAGAACCAUUCGCGGAGUUUUUUUCACCGCCGAAGAACAAGGAAACUUUGGCGCCAAGCAGUACUUCGCAGACCAUAGGAACACAUCGGAAAAGUUCGUCUUUGGAGUAGAGACUGAUCAGGGCGCCUUCCGACCCAAGAACUACAAUUCUAGAUUUGAGUUCACCGGCAAAGAAAAUCAAAAGUGAGUUCAUUAUUGACAUUAUUCAUGCAAUAUUUCAAACUCGUUUCAUUCAUCUUCAUACAUAAAGCUGUAAUUUAGAUUUCCUGACAUUUUUAGCGGUAUUUGGAAAGUUUGGAAAAGAUCGAGUAGUCAAUCUUUACCGGCUUAAAAGGCGAGAUGGGUAGAUUGGCAAAGGGGACGCGUCUUUUGGCGGAGAACAAUAAUUUGAACACUUUCCGUUCUUUUUUUUAUGGUUAUCUCUUUUUCUUUUUUUAAAUAGUUUUCAUUUUUAAUGCUUUGGAGAGAUUCAGUUGAAUAUAUUAUAAAUAUAAAAAUAAUGGAAAAUGUAUUUUCUCCCAUUGUACGACCUCGAACUCCCAUUAGUUGAUUCACCGCUAAAGUUCGAUUUGUCUGUGCUUUUUUCUCCUUGAACACAGAUCAUCUAAAAUUGAAAAUAGCAAGGAACAUCAGAACAGAGAAAUUAGACGAAUGAGCAAAAAAAAAUUGCCUUGAAAUUGUGAAAAUUCAGUUUCAAUUAUUUUCAAUGAUUUCACAUCAAAAAUCUAUCGACUAGAGUUUUUUGGAAGUGCCUUUUGAAGAAUCAUUGUCAGCAUUUCAAUUGGAUACAUUUGGUUUUCUAGAAGUCCUAUGUCGAAAGUCGUGAAUGAUUUGAACGACCUUGGCUACCCGAUCAGCCUCAAGGAUUCUCCGUCUCAAGUUUGUUCUUUCUUUUCUUAUUCUGGCAUUUUUUGAUUUGAUAACACUUCAAGUCUAAGUUUUCAGGGACAAUUAAAGUACUUGGCAGAUACCGGUGUCCCAACUUCUAUCUACGUCUCAGACCGAGGUUUUUCGCGAAGAAAAUUUAGCAGAAAAAGAAAUUCUGGAACAUUUAGGCGACGACUUCUACUUUCAGUUCCACCACUCGAACGCCGACUAUUCAUCGGUUUUCGAAGCCGAAGACAUCGACCAAACUGCUGCCAUGCUCGCCAUUGUGGCGCUCCGUUUCGCCAACCAGUAA
Caenorhabditis auriculariae is the source of this 3635-nucleotide messenger RNA. The record is from the annotation of a GenBank genome assembly. Lineage: Eukaryota; Metazoa; Nematoda; Chromadorea; Rhabditida; Rhabditidae.